GGAAACAGUUCAGAGAAAAACUCAUUGAGUAAACGCCCUGAGGAUGAACUCUGACCCCUGCCUUCGUCUCCGACUGAAAUCAAACUAACACUGAACAAGGAGAACAGAGAGAGAACUGAGCAACUAGACACUGAAACACAGACUGCUGCAGGAGGAAAAACAAGCAAAUCAAAGUGAAACUUCACUCUGAGACAAAAUGGCUUCCAGAUCAGACGAUGAUCUCUGCUGUCCGGUCUGUCUGGAAAUAUUUAAGGAUCCGGUUAUUCUGUCAUGUAGUCACAGCUUCUGUAAGGAGUGUCUGAAGAAAUGUUGGAGAGAGAAACCAGGAAGAGAGUGUCCAGUUUGUAAAAGGAGAUCUUCUAAAAGUGAUCCUCCCUGUAAUCUGGCUCUGAAGAAUCUGUGUGAGUCUUUCUUACAGCAGAGAGAGCAGAGAGCUUCAGAGGAUCUCUGCAGUCUGCACUCUGAGAAACUCAAACUCUUCUGUCUGGACCAUCAGCAGCCAGUGUGUCUCGUCUGCAGAGAUUCAGAAAAACACACCAAUCACAGAUUCAGACCCAUUGAUGAAACCGCUCAGCAACACAAGAAGAACCUUCAGGAAACUCUGGAGCCUCUAAAGAAGAAGCUGGAGCUCAGGAAGAAAGUUCAGGAGGAGUUUGAUCAGACAGCAGAACACCUGAAGGUCCAGGCCCGACACACAGAGAGGCAGAUUAUGGAGCAGUUUAAGCAGCUUCAUCAGUUUCUAGCAGAGGAAGAGGAGGCCAGGCUGGCUGCACUGAGGGAGGAAGAGGAGCAGAAGAGAGGGAUGAUGAAGGAGAAGAUGGAGGCUCUGAGCAGAGAGAUAGCAGCUCUUUCAGACACAGUCAGAGCCACAGAGGAGGAGCUGAGAGCUGAAGACGUCUCAUUCCUGCACAACUACAAGGCUGCAGUGGAAAGAGUCCAGCGCUGCCCCCUGCUGGAGGAUCCACAGCUGCCCUCAGGAGCUCUGAUAGACCAGGCCAAACAUCUGGGCAACCUGGCCUUCAACAUCUGGAGCAACAUGGAGACCAUGGUGACCUACACUCCUCUGGUUCUGGACCCAAACACGGCUGGUCCAAGACUCUAUCUGUCUGAAGAUCUGACCAGCAUUAGAGUAGGAGAGAAACAGAAACUUCCUGAUAAUCCAGAGAGAUUUGAUUUUUACUGGCGGUCUGUUCUGAGUUCUGAUGGUUUUAACUCAGGGAACCACAGCUGGGAUGUUGAUGUUGGAGACAGUAAAGUCUGGAGACUUGGUGUGUUAGAAGAGUCUGUUCAGAGGAAGGGAUACAUAAAGUCUGGAUGGUUGUUUAUAUUUUUCUCUUCAGGUAAUUACUCAGCAUAUUCUCCUCCAGCUCCUUCCACUCGUCUCUCAGUCCAGAAGAAUCUCCAGAGGAUCAGAGUGAAUCUGGACUGGGACAGAGGAAAGCUGUCCUUCUCUGAUCUGGAUACUAACACACACAUACACACCUUCACACACACCUUCACUCACAAGAUGUUUCCAUUCUUCGGCACUCAUAAAACAUUAAAUAUCGUACCGAUGAAGAUCUCAGUGAUCAAGCAGCAGCUCUGAUGAUCUCAGCAUGAAGAACACAAAGUCCAAAUAAAAACUUAUUGAUCAGAUUGAAACUGUGAGUUUUAAAGAGGAAACUGGAGACGAUCUGAUCAUCUGGAGAUUCUUCAUCUCUGACUUUCCAACUAUUGUUUCCAUUAUAGCAGAAAUUAAUGUCAACAUGUUUAAUUGAAUGCAGUCUAUUUGUAGCUGCUUAGUGAUAAAACUGAACUACUGAAUGAAUCUGAAAUCACCUUUUCAGUUACUUCUAAGUUUUUAUUUGUGUUGCUUUGACUAUUUCCCUGAUCGAUGCUGUUUAUACUUUCUAUCAUCACUUUUAUUAUUCAGUAAAUACCAGAAAAUACUGUGAUAAUAAUCUAAGUCCAUGUUGUCCAUCGUUAAUAACAGGAGGUUUUAAUCUGGUCUACAGACUUUCUGUUCAGUUCAGUUCCAAAGACUUUGGUUCAUCAGAGCUUCAUAAUUAAGAGAUUAUCAUCCAGUUUGUUACUGUAAAGAUUUCAGAACAAUGAUAAACUCUACAUGAUGUUUGUGAAGCACCAAAAACUGAAUAUUGUUGCAGGAGGGCAGCGUUAAUCUUUCAUUUCUGAUUCUUUAGUCUGAGUUUAGUUUUAGUUUUGAAACAAAACAGAGGAAGAAGUUUUAUUCAUUUCAUCUCUGUAUAAUUUGUUUUACAUUUUUAAGGAGAUAAUGGAUGAAAUAACUGCAGAACUGUAAUAAAUGUUAUUUCCAUUCAUUUCUUCUCUGAGGUUUUAUUUUGGUUUCCAUUUACAGAACUUACUGUCAUUUUUAGAGUCUCAGUUUGGAG
Molecule: messenger RNA, 2390 nt
Organism: Gambusia affinis (western mosquitofish)
Lineage: Eukaryota; Metazoa; Chordata; Actinopteri; Cyprinodontiformes; Poeciliidae
Product: nuclear factor 7, ovary-like
Exons: 2
Coding region: 197-1585 (462 amino acids)
Biological process (GO): protein ubiquitination
Molecular function (GO): protein binding; ubiquitin-protein transferase activity; zinc ion binding
Source: RefSeq, a predicted model, not a curated record